AUGGCAGAUUAAUUGAAUGCAUCCUUCAUUAAACAGUCUGAGGAUAUUAUUUAAUCAAAGAAAGAGGAAAUCCUUUAGUUCUUUGAGCAGAAAGGAUACAAGGCGGAUUCUGCAUUUGAUGAUUAACUUUGGUUUUUCCCAGAAAUCAAUUAGGACUAAGAACACAUUCUAUGGAAAGUGAUUAGUGAUACAAUCGGACAAGAUUAAGUAUAUGAUGAGAAUGUAGGAUUAUUCAUUUAAUUAGUUUGCAUCAGAAGCAACCAUUGAAACUUUUGUGUAGAAACUAUUGGAUUAAGCAAAAAUGAUACAUCUAAAAAUCCUUGAUUUUCAAAAAAAUAUAGAUUAUUUCAAAGAUGAACUUACUAAUUUUGAUAAGUUUUCAAAGGUCAUUGAAGCAAGUAUUAUAAAUCACAUAAUCAAACUUAGAUAAACCUGAAUAUAAUCAGGAAAAUGCAUUAGUCAUUUCUUUUGUAGAUUAAGUUAAUUAGAUAAGUGAGAUGUAAAAAGUAUCAACCAAGAUUUAUAUUUUAGUAUUAUAAGUUGAAGUAUAAAGUUGGAACUAUUCAUCAAAAUUAUCAACCUUUGUAUCCAGAGAAUUCAAAUAGAUCUACCUGUAUUUCUUUAGAUAACACUAUUGAUUCUAUAACACUUGUUGUAAUGGGAAAGAGACUCGAUAAAAAUCUAGGAGAUGCAAGAACUUUAGGAGAAGAUUUUAAAGAGUUAGCUUAAAUUAAAAUACCUAUUAUUGAUAUCUAUCAAUAAAUUAGACCAAGACAUUUUGCUCUUCCAACUAUACCACAAUGCUACUUAAUUGUAAAUUACUAGGAUUAAAGUUUGGAUGCUCCUUUUAUAGAUAAUGUUACAGUAAAUCUAAGAUUUGAUUUGAGACUCUCUUAUGAAGAUAGAAUCAAUAUUAUCAAAUAACAAAAGGAAUUAAAGGGUGGAUUAAUUGAAGUAACAAUAUUAUUAAAAGAUUUUAUAGAAAUUUCAAGAGAAACUUAAACAAAGAUUGGCUUAGAUGGAAUAAUUGUUGUGUCCAUUUAAAUUGAAUCCUAAAUUACAAUAUGUCACUGCAAGGGGCAUAGGAAUGAAAUCAGAUUUUAAGGAUGAACCUAUUAAACCAAAAAGUGAGAGAAACAAAGAGGACAUUAAACCACCUAAGGAAAGAGAAGCAUGUUGCAUAAUAUAAUGA
Paramecium pentaurelia is the source of this 1192-nucleotide messenger RNA. The record is from the annotation of a GenBank genome assembly. Lineage: Eukaryota; Ciliophora; Oligohymenophorea; Peniculida; Parameciidae.